Molecule: messenger RNA, 984 nt
Organism: Capsella rubella
Lineage: Eukaryota; Viridiplantae; Streptophyta; Magnoliopsida; Brassicales; Brassicaceae
Product: tropinone reductase homolog At2g29290
Exons: 5
Coding region: 87-878 (263 amino acids)
Molecular function (GO): oxidoreductase activity
Source: RefSeq, a predicted model, not a curated record
CACAUACACACUUAUCUUAUACAAAUUCAUUGUAUACAUAAAAUCAGUGGCAUGUCUGGUCAGUGCAAGUAAGAUUACAAGAAAAAAUGGAUAAAAGAUGGAGUCUUCAAGGUAUGACUGCUCUUGUGACCGGUGGCACUAAAGGCAUCGGGGAAGCUGUGGUGGAGGAACUAUCAAUGCUGGGAGCAAGAGUCCACACAUGUGCAAGAGAUGAAACUCAGCUUCAAGAACGAUUACGUGAAUGGCAAGCAAAAGGGUUUCAGGUUUCCACUUCUACCUGCGAUGUAACUUCUCGUGAGCAACGAGAGAAGCUCAUGGAAACUGUUUCCUCUCUCUUCCAAGGCAAACUCAACAUUUUGGUAAACAAUGUAGGAACCUUUAUAGUCAAGCCGACUACAGAGUAUACAGGAGAAGAAUAUUCGCUUAUAAUGGCUACAAAUCUCGAGUCAGCUUUUCAUCUCUCACAACUCUCACACCCUUUGUUGAAAGCAUCAGGCUCAGGGAGCAUCGUGCUCAUGUCCUCAAUAGCCGGACUAGUGCAUGCCAAUGUUGGAUCCAUCUAUGGAAUAACGAAAGGAGCCAUGAAUCAGCUAGCUAGAAACUUAGCUUGCGAAUGGGCGAGAGACAGCAUUAGGACUAACGCUGUAUGUCCAUGGUAUAUCGCAACUCCUUUGGUUAACGAUCUUCUUAAAGAAGGAGAGAUUAUAAAAGAAGUGGUGAGUAGGACUCCUCUUGGUCGUGUUGGAGAGCCCAAUGAAGUUGCAUCACUUGUGGCUUUCUUGUGUCUACCUGCCGCUUCAUAUAUUACUGGUCAGAGCAUUUGUAUUGAUGGAGGUCUCACUGUUAAUGGCUUCUCCUAUCAGCCAAAAGACAUUUGAAUCUCUUUAUUUAAGGGUACUUUUCUCAUUUCCUAAUAUGCCAAAAGACAUCAAAGUGGCAUUUCUAGAAAGGAAUAAUCAAAAGUGGCAGUUUGGUUGAGUUUAA